Messenger RNA from Ostrea edulis (European flat oyster), 2250 nucleotides. Its product is annotated as E3 ubiquitin-protein ligase TRIM71-like. The transcript is spliced from 2 exons. Gene Ontology annotation, molecular function: zinc ion binding. The record is from RefSeq and is a predicted model, not a curated record. NCBI's taxonomy places the organism in Eukaryota, Metazoa, Mollusca, Bivalvia, Ostreida, Ostreidae. Bases 112 to 1944 code for a protein of 610 amino acids.
ACAAGCGACUACCAACGUUUAAAGACCAAGACGCUGAGUAUAGCAACACCAAGUGACCAAUAUUAAGAGAACCAAUCAAUAUAGACUGUCGCUUACUCAGACGGAGUAGUCAUGGCUCGGUCUCAUGCCCAGGACAUCAUCCGAUGUCAGUACUGUGAGGAGGAACCUGCUCUGUUUCAAUGUGUUCCCUGUGGAGAUGAACUCUGUCCUCGCUGUAAAACAUUUCAUCUAAAAAGCAAGGUUCCCUCUGGACACAACGUCAUCCCUAUAUCCGAGAGACUCCACCCCACCAACAAGGUCAAAAUGUGUGAAAGUCACCCGACCAAACCAUACGAUGCUUGUUGUGAAGAUUGUCAAGUUCCGGUCUGCAUUUUAUGCAUUCAAGAAAUUCACAAUACACACAGAAUUGGGAAAAUGCAGGAUAUGUACGAGAAACAAAAGGCUGCAGCCAUAAAAGAACUGUCUGAAAUGAAAAUACAAAGGAGAGCGGAUAUCAUACAAAGGAUUAAAGAUGUCGAAAAUGGAUUAUCACGGAUAACGACCAGCCACGAAAAUCUGAGGAGGGAAAUGAAGAGACAAGCCAAAGAUUUUAUGGAUCAUAUCAACGCCAUUUUAAAUGAAGGUCUAAGCGAGUCUGAGUCAGACGAGAAAAAGAAGCUAGAAGAAUUAUCACAACAUAAAGCCGAGUUAGAAGAAUAUCAACAGAACCUGGAACAUGUCAUUGAGAAACUAGAAAACCUCACAGAAUCAAGUUCUCCUGCUGAUCUCAUCUUGUACCGGAAACAAAAUCCUGACGUGAUCAAACACUUAAAAUUUCCAGAUACCGUGGUAACUACUGAUCCCACGUUCACGACCGGACAGUUCAACAAAACUUUGAACGAGAAACAGUUUGGACAAAUGACCAAAAGUCAACUUACUCGAGUGAAGACAGAUGAUACGACCCAAUACACACAAACAAAAACGACAGAAACCCAACCCACCCAAUGGUUUCCAUUGAAAUCGGAUGAAGAAAAAGCGGAAGAAGAGUUACAGAAAAGAAGGAAAGGGAAAUUGGUGAAGACGUCCUUAAAAUGUACAUUAUUGCUGAAAACGGUAUUACAACACCCAGGCACGCUAAGUGAUAUAAAACCUGACAAGAAAGUGUUAAGUCACGUGGCGUGCGUUGGUGAUAAAAGAGCAUACAUCAGUGGGAGUGGUUCUGGGAUACUUUUGAUUGACAGGUCAAGUACACACCUGGACACGAUCGGUACAUCUGGUGAACCGUCUGGCCUGGCUGUGAUGAAGGACGGGAGUCUGAUUUAUUCUGUCCGAGAAGAUUGUGCCAUCUACCGAGUGUCUCCCAAUAAACAGAUCACAAAACUUGUAAACACACCGGACAAACCUGUAGGUCUGUGUCUUACCGGUUCAGGAGAAAUCCUGGUCUGUCUGGAUAGUCGUGCUUAUUUGAUGCUAACAAGUACAGUUAGAGUUAGAGUGGUCCGGUACAACUGCAGCGGUACAAAAAUCCAGGAGUUUCAAAUAUCCCAAAAUAUGACUGGUGUAGUACCAAGAGAAUGGCCUAUCUGUGAGAAUGUGAAUGCUGAUAUCUGUACUGUUGAUAUGCGUUCUGAUCAUAUGUAUAAAUUUAGUGCUAGGAAUAGAGUAGUGGUAUAUGACAAGUCUGGGAACCAUCGCUUUCAGUAUGGCAGGCGAGGUGGGACUCAGAAGUUUGAUCACCUUGAGCCACGUGGUCUGGCUACCGACAGCCUAGGUCACAUCCUCAUCUCAGACGGCUUUAACCAUGUCGUGCAUCUUAUUAGCCAGGACGGGCAGUUCAUCGCCUAUAUCCUGACAAAGGAUGACGGGAUAGCAUGUCCGUGGGGGAUCGCUGUGGACCAGUCCGACAACUUGUGGUUGGUAGAACAUAAAGGAUCCCGUGUAAAAGUGUACCAGUAUCUGUCGUAAAAGUCUACCAGUAUCUGUCGUAAAGUUCAACUUAAUAUAUCAUACAUAUACUAUCGAUACAGACAUAUGUGCCAUUAUAUGCUGUUAGUAGCCUUGUGUAAUCUAUUUAAAAAUAUGCAUUCAUUUUACAUACAUUACCGUAGUAACGAAAGGUUAUCCGUGAAAUAAGUCCCACAGCCUGUGUAGAAGAUAACAUUGUAUUGAGACAGUAUCAUUCCAUGCUAUUGAGGUUAUCGUUCUUUCAAUAUUUACAUACGGUACCAUACAUUCAUGUAUUACUAAAAGAGAAUAAAGUAUGUAAAGAAG